This is a messenger RNA of Cryptococcus amylolentus CBS 6039, 1661 nucleotides long. RefSeq lists its product as hypothetical. The record is from RefSeq and is a predicted model, not a curated record. Gene Ontology annotation, biological process: L-leucine catabolic process. The transcript is spliced from 14 exons. The coding region runs from base 61 to 1317 and encodes 418 amino acids. Lineage: Eukaryota; Fungi; Basidiomycota; Tremellomycetes; Tremellales; Cryptococcaceae. Gene Ontology annotation, molecular function: flavin adenine dinucleotide binding; 3-methylbutanoyl-CoA dehydrogenase activity.
UGCAGGUUGAGUAUUCGCACCAAAUAGCCCUGCCAUUCAUUCUCCAGCUCAAUAAUCACAAUGAAGCUCAUCCCACGGUCCACCAGCAUCCUCGUCGUCCGCCCUUCCAGCCUCGUAUCUGGCUGCAGAGCUUUCUCGUCUUACAAUCCUGCAAUCGCUGGGCUUACGGCGAAUCAAGAAGAGUUUCGCGAUGCAGUGCAUACUUUUGCUCAGAAAGAGAUUGCCCCGAGGGCGGCGGAGAUUGACAAGACCAACAGGCUUCCUUCUGACAUCUUCCCGAAGCUAGGCGAGAUGGGUUUGUUGGGAGUGACGGUGCCCGAAAAGUGGGGUGGAUUGGGACUCGGGUAUCUGGAGCAUACUAUUGCUAUGGAAGAAAUCAGCCGAGCAUCAGCAAGUAUCGGGCUCAGCUAUGGCGCCCAUUCCAACCUCAUGGUCAACCAGCUCGUCCGCUGGGGCAAUGAAGAGCAGCUCACCAAAUACCUCCCUCCCCUCCUCACCGGUAAACACGUCGGCUCUCUCGCAAUGUCCGAACCCAACGCCGGUUCAGAUGUCGUUUCUAUGCGGAGCAACGCUGUUAAAGAUAAGGAAGGCGAAGGGUGGGUGUUGAAUGGCAGCAAAUGCUGGAUCACGAAUGCCACCGUCGCGUCUACGUUUUUGAUCUACGCCAAAUCGGAUACGAGUGUGGCGCCUUCAAAGGGAAUGACAGCGUUCUUAGUAGAGAGAGGGUGGAAGGGAUUCGAUGUUGGAGAAGGGCUGGACAAGUUUGGUAUGAGAGGAUCUCCAACAGCAGAACUAUUCUUUGACAACGUCAAUAUCCCCAUCAGCAAUGUCUUGGGGAGAGAAGGAAAGGGUGCUGGUGUGUUGAUGUCGGGCCUUGACCUGGAGCGAUUGGUGUUGAGCGGCGGUCCACUAGGGAUCAUGCAGUCAGCCUUGGACUUGGCGCUGGAGUACACUCACGAGAGAAGACAAUUUGGAAAACAGAUCGGCACUUUUCAGUUGAUGCAAGGGAAAAUUGCAGACAUGUAUACCAAACUGAGCGCCUGUCGAGCGUAUGUCUAUGCCGUGGCGAGAGCAUGCGAUGCUGGUAAGGUUUCUCGACAGGAUUGCGCCGGGGCCAUCUUGUACAGUUCCGAUAAAGCAGUGGAGGUCGCUAUGGAAGCUCAACAGUGUUUGGGUGGAAAUGGGUACAUCAACGACUAUGCAGCCGGCAGGCUUUUACGCGAUUCAAGACUGUAUACGGUCGGUGCGGGGACACAGGAGAUUCGGAGGAUGUUGAUAGGGAGAGAGUUCAAUGUGGCAUUUGGCAGCGGCGAAUAGUAGUCGUGCUUUUACGCGAUGCUUCCGAAUACAGGAUCGUCCGCUGCAUCCGCUGUCAGCAUGUACGCCUGUUCCUUUGAAAUUGGGAGCAUCUGUCAGCUGUCGGCGAAUGUGUGAAUUCCGAACCCACCUCAAACCGAGCAUCUUGUAGUCACAUCUUGUAAUGAUUCUGUAGACAGUUUAUAAUCCUCCCUUGCGUGAUAAGGAAAGUGCCUAAUUGAAGAAGCCGAAUUACGAAGCAGCGGAAGCAUAUAUCGCCAAAGUUGCGCGCUGCUCCGAAUGCCGCCUGCCGAGCACGCCGGUGUCCGCAAACGGCCGAGUAAGGUAUGACUACUGUUGAUUGC